Penicillium malachiteum is the source of this 873-nucleotide messenger RNA. RefSeq lists its product as uncharacterized. Bases 1 to 873 code for a protein of 290 amino acids. Gene Ontology annotation, biological process: phosphate ion transmembrane transport; oxaloacetate transport; succinate transmembrane transport. The record is from RefSeq and is a predicted model, not a curated record. The transcript has 3 exons. Gene Ontology annotation, molecular function: succinate transmembrane transporter activity; sulfate transmembrane transporter activity; malate transmembrane transporter activity. Lineage: Eukaryota; Fungi; Ascomycota; Eurotiomycetes; Eurotiales; Aspergillaceae.
AUGACCGACGCAAAAAUAUUGAAUCCGCCAGGGCCUAUGGUUGGGACAGGACCAAAGGAUUUGACUUAUCCUAGAUGGUUUGGUGCGUCUGCCUCAUGUAUGGCAGUGAUGGUUUCUCAUCCUUUUGAUCUCAUCAAAGUACGGAUGCAGACAGUGUCAAGUAGUGCCAAGGAGGGAUUCAUGGUCACUGGAUUGCAUAUCAUCAGAAGUGAUGGCCCGAGGAUGACAUAUGGAACCUCUCGUAUUGCUCUUUACGAAGAAAUGAAGCAAUCAGCAAAAGAGAGGAAUCAGCCUCUCACUAUCGCAAUGCUAGCAUCCAUGGCCGCAGUUUCAGGAUUUAUAGGCGCCAUAUUUGGCACACCGUCCGACAUCGCCAACGUGAGAAUGCAAAAUGAUCGGGCAUUACCUAUCCAGGAUCGGCGAAAUUAUAAGAACGUCUUCGAUGCAUGGAUUCAAAUGAAACGUCUUGAGGGCUGGAAAGCGUUCGUUAAGGGCCUAUGGCCGAACUGUUUUCGUUCUGGAACUAUGACAGCAAGUCAGCUGGCAUCCUAUGACGUGUUUAAACGGUUGCUUCAUAGGAUAAGUAAGACACAUGAAGAAAAACCACUAAUUCACCUCUCUGCCUCCAUUUUGGCUAGUCUGGUGGCGACUUCGGUCUCUAGUCCGAUGGAUGUGAUUCGGACCCAGUUGAUGAACUCUUCGAAGAGAAUGUCUGUUUUUGAGGUUGUGAGGCAUCUUACUCAAUCAGAAGGUCUACAAUGGGUCUGCCGGGGCUGGACACCUAGUUUCAUUCGAAUGGGACCACAGACCAUCGUAACCUUGGUUAUGCUGGAGCAGCAUAAGCGGGUUUAUCGGAUGAUUAAGGCUGAUUAG